Messenger RNA from Laetiporus sulphureus 93-53, 403 nucleotides. RefSeq lists its product as uncharacterized. The coding region runs from base 48 to 347 and encodes 99 amino acids. NCBI's taxonomy places the organism in Eukaryota, Fungi, Basidiomycota, Agaricomycetes, Polyporales, Laetiporaceae. The transcript has 3 exons. The record is from RefSeq and is a predicted model, not a curated record. Gene Ontology annotation, cellular component: endoplasmic reticulum membrane. Gene Ontology annotation, biological process: vacuolar proton-transporting V-type ATPase complex assembly.
CUGACGCACCCCGCAUUCAGACCACCCGCCACUACCUAUCUCCUGUCAUGAGCGAACAAGCGGCUUCCACUCAGAUCGCUGACCAGACUGCCAGCCAAAGCGGCGUCCUUGCGAAACUGCUCAUAUUCAGCGCUGCUUUAGCAGUUGCUCCCAUCGCCUCAUACUUCCUCUCCAAGGACUACCUCUGGGACGGCAAUACAACACUUGCUGCGGUAACCGCCAUUGUCACUGCAAAUGUUGUGCUGGUGGCUUAUAUCAUAAUGUCCGUUCGCGAGGAGCGACAAGCCACCCUUGUCUCGCCAUCGCCACCAGCGCCACUACCAGUCGAGUCAAAGAAAGAACGGUAGGCACGCCAGUCCUCAUUAAUUGUGUGACCGAGGCUGCCGCUACAAUGCCAACGGCA